AUGGCAGGAAAUCCCCCAAAGAAGUCUUCCAGCCCUGGAGUAAGCAUUCGGCAGCUGGUAGAGGAGAUUCCUGAAGGCUGCAGCACACCAGACUUCAAGCAGAAGCCUGUCACCUUGGCUCUGCAAGAGGGAAAAAAUGCCAUCUUUCGAGCUGUGGUCUGUGGAGAGCCCAUACCUGAGGUGCACUGGCAGAGCACCAAAGAAACCCUCAGCAACUGCAGCAAGUACCAGAUCUCCUCUGCCCCCGGCAGCAGGGAGCAUGCGCUGCAGAUCAACAAGCUGACUGGUGAGGACUCAGAUCUGUACCGCUGCACUGCGGUGAAUGUAUAUGGAGAAGCCACAUGCUCAGUGAGGCUCACUGUCAUCGAAGUGGACUUUCGGAGGAACACGAAGAAGCCAAAGGAACCCCAGGAAGAUCUCAGGAAGGAGCUGAUGGACUUUCGGAAGAUGCUGAAGAAGAGGGCUCCGCCUCCAGCCCCUGAGAAAAAGAUGGAAUCUGAGCAGGUGUGGCAGCUGCUGAUGACUGCAGACCGUAAAGACUAUGAGAAGAUCUGCAUGAAGUACGGCAUAGUCAACUUCCGGGGCAUAUUGCGCAAGCUGCAGGAGGUGAAGAAAGAGCAGGAGGACAAAAUGGCACAGUAUGUCAAUACCAUCUCCAACUUGAGACACAUCAGGGUCACCAAGGAAGGGGUUGCCACAUUUGACCUGGAGCUGGAUCUCAAGGACCUGGAGAGCAAGAUUUACCUGUACAAGGAUGGUGAGAUGAUCCCCUACAGUUUUGAUAACCAGACUAAGCACUGUCUGCGGCGGCUGGGGAAGCGCUAUCACUUCCAGAUCCAGGACCUGUGGCCAGAGGACGCUGGCCUUUAUCAGGUCAUGGUGGAGGAUGCUGUGGUCUUCUCCACAGACCUGGAGGCCAAUGCCAUCCCCCCAAGAGUGGUGGUCCCGUUGGCUGAGGCCCACUGUGAGGAGCAGGGAGAUGCACUCUUUGAAUGCAUUCUCUCCAACACUUGCCCCAAUGCUACCUGGCAUUUCCAGCACCGGCCACUCAAAUUCAGUGACAAAUAUGAAGCAUUUGUGUCCCCUGAUGGGCUGACCCACCGGCUGAUUGUGAGAGGUGCUGGUUCCUCAGACAUGGGCCUCUAUGCACUGAACACUGGGCUUCAUGCCUCCAGUGCCUGGCUAGUGGUUGAAGGUGGGAAGGAUAAAGGCCCUCAGACUACAGAUGUUGACCACCAGGUCCAGAGUAGGAGGGGUACCAAAGAUGGCAGCAUGCACAUCUGUGGCCAGAGGCAAGAUGCCACCCGGAACCCCAGAUUCAGAUACAGGACUGGCACUGGCAAUUCGUUCACAAAGGACCAAGGCCCUAUAGGCUACUUUUCUCAGGACCUGGCUGAUAAGGAGGUACAACUUAGGGAGACUGCCACACUCAGCUGUAUCCUUACCAGUGACCUGGGACCUGGCACCUGGUUUAAGGAUGGAGUCAAGCUCACUGCCCAGGAUGGGGUCAUCUUUGAGCAGGAUGGGCUAAUGCACAGACUGAUCCUCACUCAUGUGGAUGGCACCCAGGCUGGAAGAUACACCUUUGUAGCAGGCAGCCAGCACACUGAAGCCAGCCUAACCAUGGAGGAUCCCCCCACCAUUGCUCCAGAUGUGACAGAGAAACUGGGCGAACCACUGGUGGUUAAGGCUGGAAAGCCAGUGUCUGUGAAGAUCCCCUUCCAGAGCCUCCUCCCUGUUCAGGCUGCCUGGAGGAAGGAUGGGGAUGAGGUGGUGGGCAGCAGCCACAAGGGUGCCCAGGUAGCCCUGAGAGAUGGCUACACACGGCUGUGCCUCCCCAGUGUGGGCAGGAAGGACAGUGGCCACUACAGCAUGACAUUGAGGAGUGAGGGAGGCUGCGUGCAGACUGAGUUCACCCUGAAAGUCAUAGACAAGCCUCAGCCCCCUCAGGGACCCCUGGAGGUACAGGAUUGCCACAAGGCUGGUUUCUGCCUCCAAUGGUGGCCCCCAAGGGACGAUGGGGGCCAGGUUGUAGAACACUAUGUGGUGGAGAGGCGGCAGGCUAACAGGAGCACGUGGCUGAAGAUGGGAGAGCCCCCAGCAGACAGAACCAGCUUCACUGAUGCCGGUGUGGAGCAGGGCAGGAAGUAUGCCUUCCGAGUGAGGGCUGUGACUUCAGAGGGGGCUGGGGACACCCUGGAGUCUGAGGAGGUGCUGGUGGCUCCUGAAGCUCUCCCAGGGCCCCCUUCUGCCCCAGCCAUCCUGUCAUCCUCCAGCCAGAGCAUCACUCUCACGUGGGUGGCACCACGGGGCCCUGGCAGUGCUCACAUCCUGGGCUACCUGGUUGAGAAGCGCAAGAAGGGGAGUGACACCUGGAUGGCAGUGAAUGAACAGCCCAUGCCUGAAAGGAGGUGCGCUGUGGUGGAUGUACGGCAAGGCUGUCAGUAUGAGUUCCGGAUCACAGCUGUGGCUCCUUCAGGUCCUGGAGAACCUGGGUCCCCAUCGGAUGCUAUCUUUGCUCAAGACCCCAUGAGACCUCCAGGGUCUGUGCGGGAUCUCCAGGUAACAGACACAUCAAACACCAGCAUCACCCUGAACUGGAUUGGGCCAGAUACCCAGGAUGGCGACAAAGCCCAGGGAUAUAUUGCAGAGCUGUGUGGCUCAGACAGCCUUUAGUGGAGUCUAUGCCAUGUGGGCACUGUGCCAGGCACCGCCUUCACAGCCAGGGGGCUUUAGCCCCAAGAAGGCUACUUUGUGCGGGUGACAGCAGUUAAUGAUGGAGGCUGUGGCCGGCCCACUACCCUGGACUCAUUGGUUCAUGCCAUGCCUGUUACUAAUGAGUUCUGUCCAAAGUUCCUCAUGGACUCCAGCACAAAGGAUACACUGAUGGUCAGAGUUGGGGACAGUAUUCGAGUGCCUGUCUCCUUUGAAGCUGUCCCCAUGCCUGAGGUGACCUGGCUGAAGGAUGGCUUGUCUUUGCCCAGAAGAAGUGUGACCACCACAAAGGACAGCCUCACACAGCUUCUGAUUCCUGUAGCUAGCCUCUCGGACAGUGGCCGCUACACAGUACUGCUGAGAAACAAACAGGGGAAAGGGGCUACCUACAGCUUCCUCCUCAGUGUGGCAGCAUGCCCACAGGCACCAGGAUCCAUCUGCCUCCAGGAGAACGUGCCUGGGACAGUGACAGUCCUGUGGGAGCCCUCUCCAGAUGAGGCUCAGUGCAUCCCCCUGCAUUACACAGUGCUGAUGCGUUCCUCGUCCCAUGGCACCUGGCGCGAGGUGGCUGACCACAUCCACACCAACCGCUUCACCCUCCUGGGAGUCCUCCCUGGCCAUGAGUACCACUUCCGAGUAUUGGCCAAAAAUGAGCUAGGGGCCAGCAAACCCUCAGACACCAACCAGCCCUGGUAUAUCCCCCAGCAGCGAGGCAGAUUCACAGUGAAGGCGCCAAGAUAUCAGGAACCCAACCUGAGUCAGAAGCCUCGCUUUCUGGUGGGUUUGCGGGGUCACCUUCUGCCACAGGGUUGCGAGUGCCGCAUGACCUGUGCAGUGCAAGGCUCACCUCCUCCCCGUGUCACAUGGUUCAAGAAUGAUCAGAGCCUGGACAGAAAUCCUGCGCUGUACAGCACUGACAUGCUGGGCGUAUGCUCCCUGGUCAUCCCCAGUGUGUCGCCUGAGGACAGUGGAGAGUACAAGGCUGUGGCUGAGAACUCACUGGGCCAGGCUGUCAGCACAGCCACCCUCAUUGUCAUAGAAUCUAGCUCCUAGCUUACCUGGAAUCCUGACCUUGCUCCACCCCACAGCCAUGGAAUGGAUGGCAGAUCUCCAAAGCUUCCCUUCUGACAUCCACACUGACCAAUCCAGGAUGACAGAGGCUGUGUGCAGAACCUCAGGCAGGGGGGCUCCUGAUGAGAUGUGACCAGGAGGGCCUGAAGUCCUUGGAGAAAAAAACAGAAGGAUGGAAGAUGUGAUCCUGAGCGGAGUCAUAGCUCAGCAUGACCCUGACUGUGUGGGUGUCUUUGUUCUCCACCUCUGGAUGGUGAUCCAGAAAGAACAGGAUGGAAGCUGAGCCUAUUGUGACCACAGGAAGUGGACAGUAGGGAGGUCAGAGGGCCUGGGUGAGGAUAAGGGAAUCGAGGAUAUGUGUGACUACUCUCUGUACUUCAUUAAAACAGCAGACUA
This is a messenger RNA of Nannospalax galili (Upper Galilee mountains blind mole rat), 4182 nucleotides long. RefSeq names its product immunoglobulin like and fibronectin type III domain containing 1 (gene Igfn1). Gene Ontology annotation, molecular function: protein binding. NCBI's taxonomy places the organism in Eukaryota, Metazoa, Chordata, Mammalia, Rodentia, Spalacidae. The record is from RefSeq and is a predicted model, not a curated record. The transcript has 25 exons.